Lachancea lanzarotensis is the source of this 609-nucleotide messenger RNA. RefSeq names its product LALA0S04e05600g1_1 (gene RSA3). NCBI's taxonomy places the organism in Eukaryota, Fungi, Ascomycota, Saccharomycetes, Saccharomycetales, Saccharomycetaceae. Gene Ontology annotation, biological process: ribosomal large subunit assembly. The transcript has a single exon. Gene Ontology annotation, cellular component: preribosome, large subunit precursor. Bases 1 to 609 code for a protein of 202 amino acids. The record is from RefSeq and is a predicted model, not a curated record.
AUGGGUUUGGACAAUCAAGUUGUUGCGAAAGGCUCCAGCAAAAAAACCAGAAGAAGUAAGAAAAGAAGAACUGCUGAGGUCUCUGAUUCCGACUCUUCUUCAUCUUCCUUUUCCGCAUCAGAAAGCGAAUCGGAGCAGAGGGAAAAUGCAAGUGGUGCAGCUGCUGAUGGAGAUGCAGACGAUGCAGUGGACCUUGAAGAAUUGGAUAUUGAGCUCUCCGAUGUGGAAACUUCACAACAUGACGGCUUGCGCCAGAAUCAGGACGAAAGCAUGGAUACAGCAACCCGCGAGGCCUUGAAUGGCAUCUCAUUGACGACAACAGAGCUUUCAAGGAGCUCUCGUAAAAAUGUGAACAAUAUAGAUUUGGCUAAAAUUCAGCUAACCCUCCAGGAAGCCCAAAAGAAGGUCUCGAAUGCUAAAGACCAGGGACAAUUGAAAAAUGCCUACUUGGGUGUCUUAUUCAAUCAUUAUGGUGAAGACGUCAACUCACUCCGGGAAGCGUCGGAUUUCACUCCCAAAUCACUGGUGCUUUUGGCAAAUGUAUUGAAGGAUGGCGGCCAGAUUUUCGACAUAGACACGCUGAGAGCAGUAGUAGAGUCUGAGCAGUAA